AACAAACCAUUAAUUUGUCAAUUGAAAGUUGAUUAAAGGAUGGAAAUAUUAUUUCAUAAGCUAGUAACUUUAGUUUGUGCAUUAAUUUUUGUUGCAGGAAAAUUAACAAGUGUGGCUGAUAAUGCUGCAUCAACUGUUACAUAUGUGUUUGGUGAUUCUUUGACAGAAGUUGGAAACAACAACUUCCUUCAGUAUUCUCUUGCAAGGUCCGAUUAUCCGUGGUACGGGGUUGAUUUUUCCGGCGGGCAGGCCACCGGAAGAUUCACUAAUGGCAGGACUAUUGGUGAUAUAAUAUCUGAGAAGCUUGGGAUUUCAUCACCACCACCUUACCUAUCAUUGUCAAAGAAUGAUGAUGCAUUACUAAAUGGGGUUAAUUAUGCAUCCGGUGGAGCUGGAAUCCUUAAUGACACUGGACUUUAUUUUAUUCAGAGAUUAUCUUUUGAUGAUCAGAUAGAUUAUUUUAACAACACCAAAGAAGUCAUCAAAGCUAAAAUAGGAGAUGAAGCUGCAAACAAACUUACCAAUGAGGCUCUAUACUUCAUUGGAAUUGGCAGUAAUGACUACGUAAAUAAUUUCUUGCAACCAUUUUUAACCGAUGGCCAACAAUACACACAUGAUGAAUUUCUUGAACUCCUAAUUUCCACAUUACAUCAGCAACUUACAAGACUACACCAACUAGGUACAAGAAAAAUGAUAUUCCAUGGGCUGGGGCCUCUAGGGUGCAUUCCUUCUCAAAGAGUGAAAUCAAAAAAAGGGCAAUGCUUAAAAGGAGUGAAUGAAUGGGUUUUGGAAUUCAAUUCAAAAGUUCAAAACCUAAUUUCCUCUCUAAAUCAAAAGCUUCCUAAUGCCAAAUUCUUAUUUGCAGACACUUAUGGAGAUGUUUUGGAUUUGAUCAACAACCCAACUUCUUAUGGUUUCAAGAUUUCAAACACUUCAUGUUGCAAUGUGGACACAACAAUAGGAGGAUUAUGCUUGCCCAAUUCAAAACUAUGCAACAACCGCAAAGAUUAUGUGUUUUGGGAUGCAUUUCAUCCUUCAGAUGCAGCUAAUCAAAUCCUAGCUGACAAAUUCUUUAAACUCCUCUUCUCAAACCCUAAUUCUACUAAAAAUCUAAUUUUGUAAUCAAAAGAUCAUAUAUAAUAAGGGGUUAUAUUCAAUUAGAUUGAAUUGAUUGCUCUCA
Messenger RNA from Mercurialis annua (annual mercury), 1180 nucleotides. Its product is annotated as GDSL esterase/lipase At5g37690. Lineage: Eukaryota; Viridiplantae; Streptophyta; Magnoliopsida; Malpighiales; Euphorbiaceae. The record is from RefSeq and is a predicted model, not a curated record. The transcript has 6 exons. Gene Ontology annotation, molecular function: hydrolase activity, acting on ester bonds. The coding region runs from base 40 to 1122 and encodes 360 amino acids.